AUGCAGAAGGCCCUCUUUUACCACCUCCAUCAUGAAGGAGCUAACAACCCAGGAAGAUUCAAUCAGGCUUUGCGCUUAUUUGAGCAAGAAAUAGAAGAUUUGGACUCGUCGUCCACCUCAAAUAUCUCCGAGGCGGCACGAAAAUGGGGCAGCAAGUAUUCACAAGUUUGCGAGGCGAAUUUCGCAGCAUUGCAGAUGCCGGCUGGUGGUGACCAUGGCGGUUGCAGGCCUGCUCCACAAGCUGCAUCUACUCAUAUGCCGAACCAGACUUACAGAACACCGAGUCAUCAUCUGGAUUCUGCGCCAUCUAACCCCGGCCCCUCUCCCAUGCUUCACCGUGGCACGGUCCAACCAGUUACCGCUGUAGGAAUUCAAGAAAUCGCCUCCGCUUGGCAGGCACGCCAGACAGUCCAAUCUCAACAGCCCCUUGCAUCAGCACAACUGCCGCAACCUCGAAGCAAACUUCAAAGUGCAAGCCAGGCGCCGCAAUGUAGUAGUUUGAAUUCAAGCACAACUUCCAUGUCAGCAGCUGUACAACAACCGGAUUCCGCGGCACAGCCUUCACAAUUAGCACCACGCACGACCGCCUCACAAUGUACACCUGUCCAAAUAGCGUCAGCCGCGUCCCAUUCCCAACUUUCGACCCCAUCAGACCCACCAUCUGCAGCACAUAUCCACAGUCCGGAAUAUCGAAGGAUAGACGAGUUUAAUGGCAACGCGUCUAACACUCCCUGUUAUGAAUUUGUUGAAGCUCUCAUAGUGGCCCAGGAGUGCAUUCACGCUGAUUCAGCCCUGGUGUACUGGAACGUGCACAUUUCACAAGACCAUUGGGCACGGAGGGCGGCUUCUCUGCCCGCGGCCGGGCAGUUUGGUCCUAGAGAACGCGACGUAUCAAAUGACAACGUGCAGUUCAGAUUAAGGUCAAUCGCUGUCCAAGCAGAUGGGGGAGGAAAGGUUACGCCGACUCCGUCAGAUUUUCAUGUUCAACCUACAAAAUGGCCGAUAGGUCUGGCCGUGUCGAUCAACGGAGACUACGGAGUUGAAUUUAAACGAUCAAAGGCACCUAAUGGUGCGCACCUGGCCACAGAUGUGACCGAUCUCCUGAAAGAGGGCGAUAACGAGGUCGUAGUUGGCGCUUAUUUUACCCCGCAAGAAGAACGUUCGCGUUGCGUCUAUCUCAUGGCUGUCGAGGUCAUCUGCGUCGCAAACCAUGACAAGAUCGCAAAUUACGACAAGAUGAAAUCAAUGCCGACUCGAAUUCCUAAGGCAGAUGUUAUCGGCGCGAUCACUGAGUCCCUGAAGAGCAAAAGGGACAGGACUGAGGUUGUUGAUUUGACUAUCUCUCAAUCAGCCAUCAACAUCGAUCUAAUGGACCCGUUGACGUCUGUGAUCUGGACGACACCUGUGAGGGGGAGGGAGUGUCGACAUCAGGAAUGUUUCGAUCUCGAGGCAUUUCUGUUCAGGCGUACAGACGGCGUCAACAAAGGAAGCCUGGCAAGUCCUGACCGAUGGAAGUGCCCUAUAUGUGAAGGGUAUGCGCCCCCCAACAUGCUGGUUAUCGACGAGUUUUUGUUAGAAGUACGCAAGACUCUCGAAAAAGAUCGUCAGUGGCAAGCACAGGCAAUUGACGUCAAAGAAGAUGGGACUUGGGAGCCCAAAUUCCCGCCCACGAACCCCAGGAAUCAGGCCCGAGAUAUGUCAGCCACAGAAAGGUCGAUAGGUUCGCUGCAAUCUGCUCUCCGAGCAGUUACACAGGCACCAACGGCAUCCCGAGCAAUUGGAACAGAUUCAAGGUCCAUAAUCGUCAUUGAUGACGAUUGA
Molecule: messenger RNA, 1821 nt
Organism: Cladophialophora bantiana CBS 173.52
Lineage: Eukaryota; Fungi; Ascomycota; Eurotiomycetes; Chaetothyriales; Herpotrichiellaceae
Exons: 1
Coding region: 1-1821 (606 amino acids)
Biological process (GO): protein sumoylation
Molecular function (GO): SUMO ligase activity; zinc ion binding
Source: RefSeq, a predicted model, not a curated record